Molecule: messenger RNA, 1872 nt
Organism: Oncorhynchus masou masou (cherry salmon)
Lineage: Eukaryota; Metazoa; Chordata; Actinopteri; Salmoniformes; Salmonidae
Product: retinol dehydrogenase 10-A-like
Exons: 4
Coding region: 1-507 (168 amino acids)
Cellular component (GO): lipid droplet
Molecular function (GO): oxidoreductase activity, acting on the CH-OH group of donors, NAD or NADP as acceptor
Source: RefSeq, a predicted model, not a curated record
AUGCAGACCACCAAGGCCUUCCUUCCCAAGAUGUUGGAGCUGAACCACGGCCACAUUGUGACGGUUGCCAGCUCUCUGGGGCUAUUCAGCACAGCUGGCGUUGAGGAUUACUGCGCCAGUAAGUUCGGGGCCAUCGGCUUCCACGAGUCGCUGAGCCACGAGAUCAAGGCUUCGGAUAAGGACGGCAUUAAGAUGACGCUGGUGUGUCCCUACCUGGUGGACACGGGCAUGUUCAAAGGCUGCAGGAUAAGGAAAGAGAUUGAGCCCUUCCUGCCGCCCCUGAAGCCAGAGUUCUGCGUAACACAGUCUAUGAGGGCCAUUCUCACGGAUCAGGCUAUGAUCUGCACCCCUCGAAUCGUAUAUAUGGUCAACAUCAUGAAAAGCAUCCUGCCCUUCGAGGCCAUCGUUUGUAUGUACAGGUUCCUGGGUGCUGAUAAAUGUAUGUACCCCUUCCUUGCCCAGAGGAAGGAGCUGAUGAACAACAACGAGGCUAAGGAGGAUAUCUAACGGGAGGACCAGGCGAAGGCACAUGGCCUGGAGGCACCAGGAUAGACCACUGAGGGAGCAUGGAUGAAGAGAAAUAAGACUGAAUCUAGACUGGUGCACUUUGCAUUGAGUGGAUACAAAACGGUUGACUGUAGCGUUCUUCUGGAACGAUGCCAGCUGUGUACAAAAACACAAAAGAUUUAUUUCUGACGGUUGUUUAAAGAAACCAAUCAUCUAUAUACUGUGUCAAUAGUUUAAACAUUUUUUUUUUUUUUAAUCAUAUGAUAUUUUUUUUUUGAAAGGUAUUCAGUAAUUAACUAUUUACAUAAUGUAGUCACCAGCUUUUUAUGUAGCGUCUCGGUGGAAAAUAUGCAGUAUGUUACUGUACAGUACAAUCUUGUUACUUUUAGUUGUUUUAAUUUGUAGACAUGCACUGUAAUACUGACUUUCUCUAUAUGGCCAAGUCUCCAUGUCGAAACUACGGUUCAACAUGGCAUUUCCAUAAUUACAUUACUCCUGCAAAACCCCUGAGGCUCAGUCUAACCAAUCACAACAUGAUGCUCCAAAUGGUUAUCCAAUCAUACUGUUAGCUUGCCUUUAUGUAUUUUCAUUCUGCAGAUCACUUGAAGAUUUAUUGAAGAUUAUUCCAUUUAUUUCAAACCCGUUCAUUUUAACGUUAUUUUAAGUUUACAACAUUUUAACGUUGUCCUAAGUUUACAACAUUUUUGUAUUUCACUUCUUAUUUUUUUUUGUCACCAUGGAAAAUCCAAACAGCAAAUCAUUGAAUUGUAGAGCAUGUUAUUAUUGUUUUUCUCCUCCAGAGAAGGUUUAUAUUCAUCUUUCCAGCUGAAUACUCCAUUUCUCUCCUGUUAGAAUAGUGGUACCGAAUAUUGGAAUAUUAGUUAGCAUAUUGGCUGACCUACCUGAGGCUUAUCCAAUCGGAUGACACAUUUCAGAACGUCCAGACGUGGAAUUCAACCAAGCCAGUUUUCAUAUAUCGUCCUGUCUGAGUUUCCAGGUGUUUUCCAGAAAUCCUGGUUGGAAGAUUCCUAGAAUCACAUGUUUUUAUGUCAUGAAUCCGCCACAAAGUCAUAAAAUCGAGUCAUUUUUUAACAUUUUUAACCUUAAUCACACUGAUCACCUUAAUGCCUAACCUUAAAUUAGAUCAAAAAGCACUUUUUUUUUCUUGUUCUUGAAUUCUUGAAUUUUUACAAUAUAGCACAUUUUGACUUUGCAGCUCUCCCAUCUAGGCAAGUUGACGUUUAUUGGGAUGAGUCUUGUCCUUGAGGCAGAACUGAGCCAUUUCUGCUAGAUGGGCCAGCUGCGAAGUCAAAAUUGGCUACAUUCAUAAAAACAAAUGUGUUUUUUUGGUCUUAAUUUGAAGUU